Messenger RNA from Oikopleura dioica, 453 nucleotides. The record is from the annotation of a GenBank genome assembly. Lineage: Eukaryota; Metazoa; Chordata; Appendicularia; Copelata; Oikopleuridae.
AUGGAAGUCGACGAGCUUUCCACUUCGUCAAGAGCUUCAACAAGCAGCCUCCCGCCUGCGAAAAAAUCGAUAUUGAAAAAGCCUGGCGCAAAGUCUACGCCAAAAGGGAACGCAGUCUACGACGAGGAGAAUGUUAGAGCAACUUAUCACCCAGCUGACAAAGAUUACGGCCAUAUGAAAAUUGAUGAGCCCAAGACUCCCUACCAUGACCCUGAAAAUCCCGUUACAAGUGACAUGCUAAACGAAGACGACCUGAUGAGUCGUCUCAACGAUGGUAAGCUGCCAAAAGUCAUGCAAGAUCCGGACAGCGAUGAUGACCUGACACCUGCUGAGCUCGAGAAAAAGAACAAGUUUAAAAGCCUUCGCGCGAAUCAUUACAACAUGAAGGAAGCAAUGGCUCGAGCACGACAGAUGAUGGAAGAAGAUGACGAUGAGGAGGAAGAUGAAGACUAA